Molecule: messenger RNA, 1593 nt
Organism: Scomber scombrus (Atlantic mackerel)
Lineage: Eukaryota; Metazoa; Chordata; Actinopteri; Scombriformes; Scombridae
Gene: tspan37
Product: tetraspanin 37
Exons: 7
Coding region: 135-869 (244 amino acids)
Cellular component (GO): membrane
Source: RefSeq, a predicted model, not a curated record
UUACAGUGCUGUAAACUAACGUGUCUCCAACCUUCACACGUAAAGCCUUGGCUCAGUUGGUGAGUUAUCAUACUGUUGGUGUAAUCCUCGAGUCUGCUGGCUCGAUUAUUGCGCGCUCGAGUUAAAGUCUGAAAAUGAGAAGAAAUGCUUUAAAAACAGCUCUGCAGCUCACAUGUCAACUUCUGUGGGUGGUGGGGUUGGUGGUCGGUCUGAGUGGAGUCUACCUGCUGAUGAAGUACAGACACAGCACCUUGUUUUUUAGUAACAUCUACAUCAUCCUGCCAGCUGUCUUUGCACUCACCAGCGCUGUGUUCCUAUUGGCCAGCGGAUGCCUCGGCUCCUGGCUGAGCCUCAGGGAUUCCACCUUUCUGCAGGGGCUGUUUGUUUAUCUGCUAGUUGUGGCCUUUUGUCUGGAAAGCACAGCUUCAGCGUUGGCUUAUUUCCACUCUAUAAAGCUGGACUCAGAGAUAGCACCCCUUAGUGAAGUGUUUCAGAAGUACACAGGCAGCAGCCAGGACCCCAACUCUCGUGCUGUGGAUUCUACACAAGAAGAGUUGCAGUGUUGUGGUGUCCAUGACUACAGGGACUGGCUAAAAACCUCCUGGUUUAACCAUACAGGAGGACUCUGUGUUCCUCACAGCUGCUGCAACUCUACUUUCCCCUCCUGCAAUGGGACUGUGAAUCAACCGUGGCAGCUUAACCAACAGGGUUGCCAUGUGAAGCUGGAGGUGACCUUACAGUUUGUGCUGAGUUUUAUCAUCUGGUGUUCCCUGCUGGUUUUCCUGGUGGAGGUUGUUUUGAUUCUGACGGUGACACAACUGAUGAGUGAUCAACCAUUUAUGGAGCAUCAAGUGUGGGACAAAACGUAAAGACAUUGUGAUAGAUCGGAUAGAGCUGCACUUUGCACAGAUAUUAUAAUACUAUGUUGUUUAUCAUAUGAUAUUGUCUACAAUAAGUGCAAAAAAAUAUUACUGUACCCACACUACUGCUGCUGGGCAAUACACUUUGUUACUUUGGUACAUUACUUACCAAUUUAUAAUCUAUCUAUCUAUCUAUCUAUCUAUCUAUCUAUCUAUCUAUCUAUCUAUCUAUCUAUCUAUCUAUCUAUCUAUCUAUCUAUCUAUCUAUCUAUCUAUCUAUCUAUCUAACUAUCGACCUAUCUAUCAACCUAUCUAUCGACCUAUCUAUCUAUCUAUCUAUCUAUCUUGUCAACAUAAAGAUGGGAACAUUUAAGAUCAAUAUAGAUUACACAUACAUAUUUUUAUUUUUAUUUUGGAAAGCUAUACAGAAUUUUAUAAAUAGGAAAAUAGUUAUUGGUUUUCAAUUUUUCUACAUGUUCUUCAUACAUUUUCUAUACACCACCUAUCCUGUUUUAAGCAGUGUCGAAGGUAAUUUCUGGAAAUGUUUGAAAACUUUCUUUCUCCAAUAUUAACAGCAAAUAUGUGGCAAUUAAGAAAACUGUAAUAUUGUGUUAACUAAGAUGUACUGUAUGGAAGAACAGUUCAUUUAAUUGUUCAUUUUACCUUUAUACAUCCCCUUAUUAAAGCCAAGUAUAUAACUACUUAAAACAAAAUGAUUUUGAAUUAAUGAAUA